GGAACAGUGGUUAAUUGGUUAGGAAAGAAGAACCAUUUCGACUGGGCGUGAAAAAUGUCAAAAUUUGUUGACAAACACAUUUACAUAGAAAAUUCGUAAAUUCCUCAAAAGUGAAUUAAAUUUUUUUGAAUGAAAAGUGGUUCAUUGUUGAUAUUAAAAUUGAAAUAAUUUUAUUUCUUUAAUAGGUUUUCUUGGUGGAAAAUGGAUCAGCUUUCUGCAGAAAAACGGUUAUGUUGUGCAUAUAUUCUGGCUAUAGCUGCAGGAGCUACUUCAAGUAUAUCAACUGGAAUAGUAUGGAGUCAUUGGUAUAGAACUUUAGAUCAAUGUGUGGAUAGAAACUGUAGUUGUAUAAUAUAUGGAACGCAUACUGCUACCCAUUUCUUAGGUGGUAGUCAAGGAGCAUGUAUCUGGACAACUUUUGCACCUCUUAUUUAUGUAUUUUUUGGAAUUGGUUUCAUCUGUUUUCAUGGAUAUAGAGUAUUGUUUACUACAAAAUCACCUAGUGGCAGGGCUACUAGAACAAUGUUGGCAAAAUUAGACACUGGAGAAUCUGUACAAAUAGAAGCAAUAUCGCAAGAAACUACUGGCCACCUUCCAACCAGCUACUGGGUAACUGCAGCAGUAUUCACAUGCAUCUUCACUGUGUACUCAUUAGUUCACUUUGCAAUCUACAUGGAUGGCUUCCUCCACACUUGCAACCAGUACCGAUCAACACUUGAGGUUCUGCUUAGCGUUCAUGGUACAGCUCUGCCCGUUAUAUACCAAAGACUGCAGUGUCAAGGAGUUUUUGAUUUCAUGGACUACAUGCAAACAGAUAGCGGGAACGCCUAUAGAGAUGGAAUUAUUAACACUGGAUUGUCGCUCAUAUUUGGCGUUUCAUCAGCGUGUAUAGCAUGGAUUUCUUUCUUAGCAGCGAGCUUUGUUAAUAUCAAAGUAGCAAGAAGAAAUGAUGAGGAGUAAUUUUUUGUACCUAUUAAAUACAUUUUUAGAAACUUUCUUAUCAGUGAUGGCUUGUAAAGUAGCAACUUUGACACUAUCAGUGGCGGAUCCACAGGAGGAUAGGGGAAAUUCACCUCCUAACAAGGUCCAAAAUUACAGAAAAAAAUUGUUGAAACAUUAAAAUAUAUUAGCUGGCAUGAAACAUAAACCAUAGACAGACAACUUCAACCCAAUAAACAUGCUAGUUAGGAAAAUUAAGGAGGAAAAUUAAGGGGGUGGGAGGUAUGGUUUGAAAUAUUUAAUUUUUUUUAUUAUUUCAAAUGAAAGUGCUGGGUUGGCAGGUUUAAACCAGCAUGCUUAAAACCUUGGUUUAAACCAACUGUUUUUUAAAGAAAAAAUCCUGGUUUUUUUAUUGGACCUCCAACUGUUGUUUUUAUUUAACAACUGUAUGUAAGUUUUUAAUACAACUGCCGCAAAUAGAGAACAUUAAGAUAAAUAAAUGUGGCGACACGUUUCAAUUAUUAUUUUACUGAGACUAAGUUUUCACUCUAAUGGCAUAUAGCAUAUCCCACCAGAAUGAAAACAAUGGGAACCUUCUCUGGUUACACCUCCGAGGCUUCUACAAUUUGCAAGCCAUACGGAUGCUGAGACUAAGGAAGAUGAGGGAAUUCUACAAUUUACAAUUCACGUCCCAUCUGCUCAGCGCGGUAAAGUUCCAACGAGACCGGUUCCCUUCAUACUCCACACAGAGUAAAUGUAAAUCAAAAAUGAAUAACCAUUUUAUUAUUUUACUAUUUUUUGUAAUGGCUAAUUUUAAAUAUUAACUUUCUUUUCUAAACGAAAAUAAUAUGGGUCAUUUAAAAUUCACAUGUGUUUCGCUCCUAAAUACAAAACCAGAAUGUAUAAAAUUAAUGGCUUUUUCAUGGGAACACAAAUUCAUAGAUUACGGUACCAGAUAAAGGGCCAGCCUAUUUAUGUUAACUUCUUAAAAAUCACAAAAAUGUUUUCAGCUUUUAAAACGCCAGAUCUAAUAAAUUAUUGUCGCCUAGAACACCAGACAGAUUAAGUGUUUGUGGUCUCGUUCAGUAUAGUCACAGCGGGCACCCGGGGUAGUCACACCACCACACUCGCAAAGAAUAACAAACCCUCUUUCGAGAAAUAUUCACGCUAUUUUACCGACACAAAUAAAUAUAUUAUUGACAGUUUGUUGUGUUUACAUUUAUUUUAAUUUCAUUUAAUUGAUUUCGUAAACCAACACGGAACAUAAAUUAUAUUUUUUUACUUUCGAACUUAGUUAUUUUGAAUAUUAUUACGUUUGAAUAUGUUUUUUUGUUGUAAUAAUUUUUGGUGUGGCUAAUAAAAAUAAAAGUUGACUUAAUAAUUUUUUCCAUUGUUUAUUACUAUUAUUUUACAAAAUAAUUUAUUAAUUUUUAAAGUAUUUACACUUAUUAUAUUAAACCUGGUUUAAACCAAAAAAUCCUGAUUUAAACCAAAAAACCUGGUUUAAACCAAGAAAACCUGAUUUAAACCAAAAAACCUGUUUUUUAAACCUUGGUUUUGCCAACCCUGUAAAAGUGCAUAUUUUCAAGAAUACUCUCUGAAAAUUUACCACAGAACAGAGUAAAUUUACCACAGAUACAGCGUGUUGAAUAUCCCUACCUUCAACUCACAUUGUCGCGACUUCGCGCCAGCACGCUUGGGCGUAGUAAGAAAUGUUAAACUACUGUUCGCCGUCUCUUUUGUAGAUUACUCCGCGAUUCAAAAAACAUAUUCCAAUGUGCAUCACUUUACGAUUUGGCAGACAAAUAAGAAGAUGAAGAUGCAGUUGUCAAAACUUUAAACGCAUUUUUCAAAACUGCUUUUUCAAAUGCGGUGGACAUUGCAACUGAAAAAUUACUUGACCGAUCCACCUGAAAUUUUGCAUAGCUUUUUUUUUAGAUAUUUUGUUAGGUAACACCUUCAAGAUGUUUUUAGUUUUGUGCUUAUUUUUUGUCCAACAAUAAAAAAUCUGUUGAUUUUCAUAAAAUUUAUACCAAAUAUUUCGUAUUUUUGACUUCGUCGUGAUUCCAAAAUCAUUAAAAAUAAAAAAAAACUCAACGUUGUUACCUCGUGAAACUCAUAAGCUAAUUAAAUCUUUUUGAAUUUUUUGUUUCGUAUGAUCCAGUGACGAGUUCUGAUGUCCACCGCAAAUAUUUUUCUUAGCUUUUUUUUGUGUGGAUUUGAUGGCCUUGGCUGAGCCAAUUAGCCAGACAUUUUAUUUUAAAAACAAACAAUUUUUUUUCAGAGGAAUUUUUUUCUUUAUUUCUAACUCUAAAUAUACAGUGAGCACGUAAAGGUUGGAAUAAAUUCAUUUUCUCGAGAAUGGACGAUUUUGGAAAAAAAUCCCAGAACAGGUCAAUUUUUAUUUUUAAAUUACAACUUUUUGGCAUAUAUAUCAUACUAGUGAUGUCACCCAUCUGGGCGUGAUGACGUCAUCGAUGAUUUUUUUAAAUGGUAAUAGGGGUUGUGUGAUAGCUCAUUGGAAAGGUAAUUCAAUUCUCUAUUCAGUAAUAUAAAGAUUAACAUAAAUCUUUAUACAGGGUGCCCAAAAAAUUUUUUUUUAAAUUACAUUUAUUGACAUAAAAAAGAAGAAUGAAUGUAAUUUAUUUAAUUCAAAAUACAUUUUACUGCUCUCAGAAAACAGAAAACAAUGUAUAUUUGAAAAAUAUUCAUUGCUUUUCGCUUAAAUUCAAUGUUCAAACUGUCAAGAGGAAGGCGAGUGGCUCCUUUAAUAUUGAAUUUAAGCAAAAAACAAUAUUUAUUUGUCAAAUAAACAUUAUUUCCUGUUUUCUGAUAGCAGUAAAAUGUAUUUUUGAGUUAAAUAAAUUACACAGAUUCUUCUUUUUAUGCCAAUUAAUUUAAUUAAAAAAAAUUUUUUUGGGCGCCCUGUAUAAAUAAUUAUGUUAAUGUUUAUACUACUGAAUAGAGAAUUGAAUUACCUUUCAAAUGAGCUAUUACACAACCCCUAUUCUCAUUUAAAAAAAUCAUAGAUGACGUCAUCACGCCCAGAUGGGUGACGUCAUUAGUAUAAUAUAUAUGCCAAAAUGUCGCAAUUUAAAAAUAAAAAUUUACCUGUUUCGGGAUUUUUUUCCAAAAUCGUCCAUUCUCGAGAAAAUGAAUUUAUUCCAACCUUUACGUGCUCACUGUAUGUACAUAAGAAACUAACAUACUACUAUCUAAAUAAAUACACUGUUUUGGAUGUAAAUAUUUUUUGUAUAUAUUUUUUUUAUUAUAUUUUUAGUUUGUUUUUUUUUUCUUUUUUUUUUAAUUGUUUUUUACUACGCUAAGACAUAAACCCGAUUCAACUUCUCGGAGGUUUACAUCUUCUUAGUUUUUUUCUCUUUUUUUUUUCUUGUUCUUUUUUUUCAAUUAUAAUAUACAAUAAUUACUUAAAUAUACAGGGUUAAAAAAAUAACAACAAGACGAACCUGUUUGUUUUGUUUUAACAAACAUGCCUGCUUUGUUUUAACAAAAUUACUUAAAUACAGGGUUAAUUAUUUAGCUGCCUGUCAAAAUUUGCCACGAAUGGCUUAUUUUUCAAUAUUGUGGAUUGAAUUUUUUUUAAAUAUUCUUUGAAUUGUACGUAAUAUGUUUAUUUAAUUUAAAAAUAAAAUAAUUCUACCAUAGGUUCGAAAAAAUUCACAAAUUUACUUGAUAUGUUGAUUUCAAACCAUACCCCCCUUAAGGGAACUUAAUGCAUAUAUGUAUAUUAUUUACUUAUGUGUUUUAUGCAGUUUGGGUUUAUCUUUUAUAUGUCUUUUGGUUGGUGUUUCAUUGGACGUUCCCCCUACCCCACAAAUGUCUAGAUCCGCCUCUGUAUGCUAUAAAUAUCACAGAUAGUAGUUUGCUCUUAAGCCGCCAAUGAUAUCAGUGUGCUUAUUGAUGUUAACACUUAGGCCGCUAUUAUAUUAGGCAACUGGUGACGCCACCAAGUUGCUCCACCAGUGACUCAUGACGUCACGGGGCAUUUAAGUAAAUGAGACCUAUUAGACUACGGCAACUGGUUGCGCCACCAGAAAUUGUUGUCGAUCUGGUGGCCGAACCAGUCCACCAGCCGGGUAACCGGGUCUGGUGACGCCACCAAGCCGGGGCAUUAUGUUAUAUGGACCCUAUUAGACUGAGCAACUGGUGUCGGCCACCACUAGUUCAUUUGUAUUGUAAUUGAGUGCUUCGUAUUUCUUUUCUAUUAACUUCUAUAUUUUCUAUUAACAAGCGUAUAUUUUUCUAAAACCUUUUUUGUUGAUUUAUAAAUAUGUUAUAUUAAAAAGUUCUUCUCGCAGAUUUAGCCGUUAAUUGUUUAUUCAUUGUUUAAACAAUAAAAGCUCUUUUUAUAUUUUAGAAAUAUCGGUGAAUUCAUCACUUUACCUUGAUCAAAAAUGUUUCUAUUUUGUUUUUGAUUAUGCUGAAUCCAAAUGUGACGUUAAUUGGAAAAUUUAAAAAAAAUUGAGCUUUUAUAUAAAGGUACAGUAUGUCUGCGUAACUUGGAGCCAUAUGGGAAACUUUUUUCUUAUCAAUUUUACUAAAAAAAAAUAUUCUUUAUAAAAUGCUCUGCAUAGUCUAUGUUAUACGAGGUAUGUCAAAAAAAUUGUAUGUAAAGUACCUUUAGAUUUCACAACAUCGAAAAUUGUUAUUAUGAAAAGUUGUUAAGAAUUAAAAAAACUAUGUUUUGGGUCGCAUUAAUUUUAUUACAUCAUUCUAAUUGAAAAAGAAAAUGCAAUUUUUUUUAAAUUACGGAUACCCAACAUCAUUUUAUUACAAAUAUCUAUAAGUAUUUUAUUAUUAAUUUUACGAAAAAAGUUAUUUUUUACAAAAAGCUUUAUAUGGUCUAAAAUCUAAGAUGCAAUGAUAAUAUAUAAACUUUUAUCAAUUCUAUAUGAGGUAUGUUAAAAAAUAUGAAUUUCGUCCAAGAGUAAAGUACCUUUACGGUUCACAAUAUUUCAAUUAGAAGAAUGUAAUUGCAUAUUCAAACAUAGCUUUUAAUUCCGAACAACUUUUUAUAAAACAUUUUUCGAUAUUGUUUAAUAUAAGGAUACUUUACUCUUGAGCGAAAUUCAUCUUUUUUGACAUACCUCGUAUAAAAUUCACAAAAUUUGAAUCUGAUGGUUGCAUCUUAUAUUUUAUACUAUUAAGAGCAUUUUAUGAAGAAUAACUUUUUUUCGUAAAAUUGAUAACAAACAAGUUUCCAAUUGCAUUUGAUUAUUUUUCCAAUUCCAAUUCAGUUUAUUAUUUUUGCUGGUGGCUAUUCUCGGCCACCAGUUGCCCGUGCUCACAAUUUGGUGGGCCCACUAGUUGCGCCACUAGUUGCGCCAUCAGUUACCUAGACUAAUAGAGCCCUUAGUAUGGUCCUUUUCAUGAGCAUUUUUCAGUGCGUCACAAAUGAUACAAAAAAGGUAAGUCCGUGAUUAUACACAUUUAUAACAUUUAUUCUAGGCGAAUGGAUUUAGUGUCCGCAGUCAUAUAAACCCAAACAAACAACAAACAUUUAUUCUAACAUGACAUUUUAGUUAAAUCUGACAGUUGUCACAUUUUAUUUGCAAUUUGGCAUAAAAACAAAUCAAUUGUGUUUAUUACAUUUAUAAAAUGGUAUUUUCUUUGAUUUGUAUAGUCUUAUAAAUUGUACCUACAGAUUAUAUUCAUAGAUAUAUUAUAUAAUUCGUAAAUAACUUUUUUCGAUUAUAGCGCCAUCUAUCGACAACUAGAAUAAAUGUUAUAAAUGUCUGUAAUCACCGACGUGCCUUUUUUUCUGUCACAUACAAUUUAAUGCGUUAGAAAGAAAUCGAAAAACUGUGACGCACUGAAAGAUGCUCAUGAGAAAAAGAAUACCACUCAUAUUUUAACGACAGCUACAUAUACAUUAGUUUUUCUUUGAUCCCCUAAGGAAUCUAAGGAGUAUUUUUUUUCUAUCCGUCCAGAUUUAUAGUGCAUUCCAUUUUGUUAUUUUAUAUAUUUUUUAGAUUAAGAUUAUACACACGCGCGUGAUACAAGAACUUAUUUUGCCACAUAUUACAUUACAUUUUUUAUCUUAAUUAGUAUUUAUCGACAGUAUUUAUGAAAAUACAAACAUUUUGUGCCUUUCUAUUAUAUGAACGUGUGCCUUUAAAAUGUUAUAAUAUACUGUGUCUUUGCAGCUAAAACAUAUGACUAGCAGUCACUGACUGUACUCGUAUUAAACAUACUGUAAAAUGUUGUGAAUUGACUAUUUAUAUUUUUUAAUCUUAUAAGAUUUACAAUGUUUUUAUUUACUUGUACUAUUUGAAAUAAAAGUCUGACUUUAAAAAUA
Molecule: messenger RNA, 7258 nt
Organism: Diabrotica virgifera virgifera (western corn rootworm)
Lineage: Eukaryota; Metazoa; Arthropoda; Insecta; Coleoptera; Chrysomelidae
Exons: 4
Coding region: 202-960 (252 amino acids)
Source: RefSeq, a predicted model, not a curated record